Molecule: messenger RNA, 883 nt
Organism: Carlito syrichta (Philippine tarsier)
Lineage: Eukaryota; Metazoa; Chordata; Mammalia; Primates; Tarsiidae
Gene: FAM162B
Product: family with sequence similarity 162 member B
Exons: 4
Coding region: 26-502 (158 amino acids)
Source: RefSeq, a predicted model, not a curated record
CGGUGCGAGUGCAGGUUCUUUGAGGAUGCGCGUGCCGGUGCGGGCGCGGUGCGGGCGCAGCAUGCUCACAGCCGUCGGGGGCCUCCUGCGCCUCGGUCAAGGGGCCACACGGGUCCUUCCGCCCCGGGGUCUCCCCUGCUGUUCCAGCGCCGGCGCCCCCAGCGAACCCGGGCCGCGAGGUCACGGGAAGCUUCACAGGGUCCCCGCGCAGCACACGCCGUCGCCAUUCGACAAGAAAAUCCUGCUGUGGACCGGGCGCUUCCAAUCCAUGGAGGAGAUCCCGCCCCGAGUCCCGCCAGAAAUGAUAGAUGCUGCGAGAAACAAAGCCCGGGUGAAGGCGUGCUACGUAAUGAUUGGACUCACGGUUGUUGCCUGCUUGGCAGUGAUCACAUCAGCCAAAAGGGCUGUGGAACGACAUGAGUCUUUAACGAGUUGGAACCUGGCAAAGAAAGCGAAGUGGCGUGAAGAAGCUGCAUUGGCUGCACGGGCUAAGGCUAAAUAAUAUUCUAAGUGGCAACGUGUUCCCCUCAAUGUCAUCAGCAACAAUAGAAGAUGGGGAAAAUAGAGGAUAACACAAUAUUUGCCAUGGUUUUAUUCGGGUAACAAGAAGCACAAGGCCUUUUUAAUUUUUUAGUAACCUUUUAUUGAGGCACACCCUACAUUCACAAAGUGCACUAGUGAUAUAGUGUGAUAGAUUUUUAUGUAGCAAACACACCUGUGUAACCACAACCCAGCAAGAUGUGGAGGCUCAGCGGUACCUGGGAGCCUCCCUCUUACCCUCUCUCCGUCAUUACCCCUAAAGACAGCCAUUCUUCUGAGUUGUAUCACCCUAGAUUAAUAUUGCUUGUUUUUGAACUUUUUGUUUAAAUGGAAUUAGACAGUA